CAUGCUCAUCAUUGCAACUUGAUUAUGGAUCCUUACGAGUAUACAAGCAAUGGAAAUGAUAACGUCCCAGCCGACGAAAACUUGGCCGAUGAUGAGAUCGCUAGACUAGAAGAAGAGCUUACACCUAAGGGUGCAGACUAUUACGGAAUUUUGAACAUUUCAAGAAGUGCUAGCGAAGAUGAUAUAAAGGAUGCCUAUAAGAAGCUCUGUCGGUUCUUCCACCCCGAUAAGCAUAACACAGAUGAGACCAAGAAGAUUGCUGAAUCCCGGUUCCAAGUAAUCCAAAGAGCUUAUGAAGUCUUGACUGAUGCUCAAAAGCGUGCGAUUUAUGAUACUUAUGGUGAGGCUGGCCUGACCGCCAAGUGGGAGGUUGGACCCAAGUUCAAGUCAACAGAUGAGAUGAUGGCCGAAUUUGAAAAGAAAGAACGUUUGAGAAGAGAAAAGGAAUUGGAGAGUCUAGUGAGAGCACACAAUGACUUUACCCUGAGACUGGAUGCGACCCAGAUCCUGGAUCCUUAUGAUCCUCCAGUGUUUACCUUUGGACAGCCUACUCAAGUACGCAAGAAGCACCCAUUGGAGUUUCUGACACGCGGAAGAGUCGAACAGUUGUUUAUGCGACACUCGUUUGAGACCCAGAUUGGACCACAGACUCAAGCCAUUAUUGGAGGUUCGAUGGUCACACAGGGAGGUAUGGGAGGAGGUAACUUGGUAGGAACGAUUCGCCAUACAGUAUCGCCAAAGUUAUGGGGUGAAUUUAGUGCAACGAUACUCCAUCCAAGAAUAUUCACACUCAAGACGAAUUACAACGUUUCUGCGGACAGUUUUGUCAAUGCGACCUUUGUAUCGCGUACCCUGUCUGGUCCUCCGGUCACCUCCGUGACUGCCGGCCGACGUCUGUUUAAAUCCACAACAGGAUAUAUCACUUACAGAACAGGCGAAUGGGCCCUUGGAUCCUGGGGGGAUUCUUCGCGUGCAUCAGAUAAAUCGUCUGUUUCGCUUGGACUUGCGUCAGCACACAAGCAGGGUAGCUAUAGCGUUGAACUCCAGACGGGAAUUCAAGCGUCGCAUUUGGCGGGUGACUAUACUCACAAGCUACCCAACCAUAUGGUUCUGCGUCUGUCAUCAUCAUUGUCUUCUUCUGCCGGAAUUGCAGUUAGUAUCGGCAGUGACCACAAGGUAUCUGAACAUAUCCGUUUUGGAAUGGUACUAGAGUGCGGCUUGGCAUCGGGUGUGAUGAUCAAAUUCCGAGCUUCACGUCUUGGACAAAAGUUUUCGGUGCCUAUCAUAUUGUCUCAAGGCCUUGAUUUGAGGGUUGCUUUGGGUGCAUUAAUUGUGCCUUCUUCAGUUGCAUUGGCCCUUGAUCGUUAUGUGCUGACACCUAGACGUAAAUUGCGGAUAAAAGAGAAGAUCGCGGCCCUGCGUGAAGAACAUCAGGAAUAUCUCGCCACACGCAAGCAAGAAGCCCUUGACGCCCAGCUACUUAUGGCUGACAUUGGGCAACGGAAGCGUAACCAGGAAGAAAAGAAGGAAGAUGGACUGGUGAUUGAAGAGGCUGUUUAUGGAAAUUUGAAUGGACAGGAUGAAGAUGAGAAGGUGGACGUAACAUUGGUAGUGCAGACACUCGUAAAUGAGUCUCGGUUGACGAUCCCUGGGGGUCAUUCCAAGACAAGUAUUUUGGGUUUCUACGAUCCUUGUUUGGGUGAGCACAAACAGCUUAAGGUGCGCUAUCGAUUCCGGCACCGGCUGCACGAAGCCAUUGUGGAAGACACGGCUCACUUGAUCUGCCCGAUGCAAUCCCAUCUUAUUUAGAUUCUAAAUCACCAAAAAGAACACAAAAGUGUAUAAAUAAAUCGUUACACAUACACCACUGGUGGCAAAUAUAUUUCCAGGGGCCGUCUAAAUUGUUAAUCAAGAAAAUAGCGACUUAAAAUUUUGUUAAUACAUUUCUUCCUCUCUUUCCACUUUCUCAC
Messenger RNA from Phycomyces blakesleeanus NRRL 1555(-), 1970 nucleotides. RefSeq lists its product as hypothetical. The record is from RefSeq and is a predicted model, not a curated record. Gene Ontology annotation, biological process: cristae formation. Lineage: Eukaryota; Fungi; Mucoromycota; Mucoromycetes; Mucorales; Phycomycetaceae. The coding region runs from base 25 to 1809 and encodes 594 amino acids. The transcript has 14 exons.